Molecule: messenger RNA, 2492 nt
Organism: Postia placenta MAD-698-R-SB12
Lineage: Eukaryota; Fungi; Basidiomycota; Agaricomycetes; Polyporales; Adustoporiaceae
Exons: 10
Coding region: 37-2280 (747 amino acids)
Cellular component (GO): spliceosomal complex; intracellular anatomical structure
Molecular function (GO): RNA helicase activity; ATP hydrolysis activity; RNA binding
Source: RefSeq, a predicted model, not a curated record
AUUUGAAUCGUCUCAAAUUGCUCUUCGUCUACUAUUAUGUCACAUAAUCCGUAUACGAACGCACCGCCUCUCAAAGAUGGCAGCACAUCCAACGAUCCGGCGGCGCGAGAGCCUCUCUAUGGUUUUCUUCCCAGAAAUGUGACCGCGGCACAAGUGCAGAGGGCACUGGAUGGAGACAUAAACCCAUUCACGAAGAAGCCGCACACACCUCAGUACAAGAAGAUCCUCGGAAUGAGGAAGAAACUACCCGUGUACGCGCAAAUGGAAGAGUUCUUGAAAAUCUUCAGCAAAAACCAGAUCAUUGUCAUGGUCGGAGAGACCGGGUCGGGCAAGACUACUCAGAUUCCACAAUUUGUGUGCUAUUCAGACCUUCCGCAUACCAAGGGCAAAUUGGUAGCCUGCACGCAGCCGCGUCGAGUGGCGGCCAUGUCAGUGGCGAAGCGCGUAGCGGAUGAGAUGGACGUACAACUCGGAAAGCAGGUCGGAUACUCUAUCCGGUUCGAGGAUAUGACGGAGCCGGGCGUCACUUUCAUGAAGUAUAUGACUGACGGUAUGCUUCUCCGAGAGGCCAUGAAUGAUCCCGACCUCUCGCGCUACUCCACGAUCAUCCUUGACGAAGCUCACGAACGUACUCUUGCCACGGAUAUUCUCAUGGGCCUGCUGAAGGCACUCGCGAAGCGCCGUGAGGACCUCAAGAUCAUCGUCAUGUCUGCUACACUCGAUGCGCUCAAGUUCCAGAAGUACUUCUCAAUUAAGGAGGGCGCGCCUGCGCCCUUGUUCAAGGUUCCUGGACGGACGCACCCAGUCGAAGUGUUCUACACCCAGGACCCAGAGCCAGAUUAUGUUGAGGCGGCAAUCCGCACUGUACUGAUGAUCCAUCGUGCGGAGGAGCCAGGCGAUAUCCUACUCUUCUUGACGGGUGAGGAGGAGAUCGAGGAUUCAUGUAGGAAGAUCAAAUUGGAGGCAGACGAUCUGCUGAACCAGGACCCGGAUAGUGUUGGCCCACUGGUCUGUAUACCACUGUACUCGUCGCUUCCCCCGCAGCAGCAGCAGCGCAUAUUCGACCCUGCGCCAUCCCCGCGUACCCCAGAUGGUCCGCCAGGUCGGAAGGUUGUCGUGUCCACAAACAUUGCCGAGACCUCGCUCACGAUCGACGGUAUUGUGUACGUCGUGGACCCGGGCUUCUCUAAACAGAAUGUCUACAACCCGCGCAUACGUGUUGAGUCGUUGCUUGUGAGCCCUAUUUCGAAGGCCUCCGCACAGCAGCGAGCAGGCCGAGCCGGGCGGACACGGCCCGGGAAGUGCUUCCGGCUGUAUACCGAGAAGGACUUCAUGAAGGAGCUUGAGGAGCAGACGCACCCAGAAAUCCUGAGGAGUAACCUGGCAAAUACCGUGCUAGAGUUGGUGAAGCUGGGCGUUCAUGAUCUUGUGAAGUUCGACUACGUAGAUGCACCAGCACCAGAAACGCUUAUGCGAGCGUUAGAGCUGCUCAACUACCUCGCUGCUCUGGACGACGAUGGUCACCUAACCCCUCUGGGGUCCAUCAUGGCCGAUUUCCCACUUGAUCCUCAGAUGGCUAAAAUGCUCAUCGUUAGCCCAGAGUUUAACUGUAGUAAUGAAAUUCUCACUAUCGUGGCGAUGUUGUCAGUGCCGAACGUAUGGCUUCGGCCGGCGAACGCGCGCAAGGAAGCGGAUCAGGCGAAAGCAUUAUUGACAGUGCCUGAUGGCGAUCACUUGACGCUACUGAACGUCUACAACAACUAUAAACAAAAUCAGCAUGACCGUAACUGGCCGUGGAACAACUUCCUGUCACAACGUGCGCUAGCGCAGGCCGACAAUGUGCGGUCGCAGCUGCAACGGACAAUGGAGCGUUUCGACAUCGACCUUGUGUCGACGCAAGACGAGCGCAAGCUGUACCUGAAUGUGCGGAGGGCGCUGGUCUGCGGGUACUUCAUGCAGGUAGCGCACAAGGAAGGCGACAAGGGCGGAUAUUUGACGGUGAAGGACAAUCAGGUUGUCUCGCUGCACCCGUCGUGCGGCCUGGACAACCAACCAGAGUGGGUUAUCUUCAACGAGUUUGUCCUGACCACGAAGCCAUACAUCCGGACCGUAACAGAUGUCCGUCCCGAGUGGUUGCUAGAAUUGGCCCCACUCUACUUCAAUCUGGGGACGUUCCCCGACACGGAAUACAAGCGUGCACUACUCCGGAUCCAGAACAAACAGGCCAGGAAGUCACCCGGAGGCACGGAUGCUCGCCCAUCAAAGAAGAAGAGAUCAUAGGUCGCGUGCUUUAUGCUCCUGGCAUGCGAGCUUCCGCUUCCUGUGGACGUUGAUGUUCGAAUUUGCACAGUAGAUUUUCAGGUAGUGUGUGCUCUUCGGGUGUGGAAAUGCUGUCAUUAUAAUGUAUUGUCUUGCCAAAAUGUCUUGCAGUGGCUAAUUUGUGAGAUGCACCUGCACGCCGUGAUUCAGAGUUCACUGCACCGCAUCAUUAA